Messenger RNA from Ipomoea triloba (trilobed morning glory), 2521 nucleotides. RefSeq names its product protein S-acyltransferase 21. Gene Ontology annotation, biological process: peptidyl-L-cysteine S-palmitoylation; protein targeting to membrane. The transcript is spliced from 10 exons. NCBI's taxonomy places the organism in Eukaryota, Viridiplantae, Streptophyta, Magnoliopsida, Solanales, Convolvulaceae. Gene Ontology annotation, molecular function: protein-cysteine S-palmitoyltransferase activity. Gene Ontology annotation, cellular component: Golgi apparatus; endoplasmic reticulum. The record is from RefSeq and is a predicted model, not a curated record. The coding region runs from base 384 to 2354 and encodes 656 amino acids.
AGCCUGCUGUCACACUCCACUUUUCUUAGUGUUCCAUACAGUAGAAAAUGUGCAGAAAAAAAGACAAUUAAUAGUACUCACCAGUCACGUCUUAAUAUAUACUACCAAAAUCUACCAACAAAAAAGUGCAGCACACCAUAGCCAUCUCUUUAUCUUUGCUUCUUCAACGACCCAUUGCUUCCUUCAUACAUUCACCUCCAUUAACCCUAGAACUGCAAAUCAAGCAAAUGGGUCUUCUUAUUUCCGGUUUUGGACAACUGGGUCGGCCAUAGAAUCUUUCUUUUUGGCUUCUGUUCUUUGAUCUGCUCCCACUAAUUCAGCUCCCACAGCUUGUAUAGUGUAAAAAUGGUGUUGAUUGACUUGGUUUGACUCGGUUCCUCAAUAUGGCUCGGCGUCAUGGCUGGCAACUCCCGGCUCACUCGUUCCAGGUUGUUGCUAUAACAGUUUUCUUCCUGCUCUCUGUUGCCUUCUAUGCAUUUUUCGCUCCGUUCCUUGGAAAGGACCUCUAUGAGUACAUAGCAACUGGUGUCUAUUCGUUCUUGGCACUUAGUGUGUUUAUCCUCUAUGCGAGAUGCACGGCCAUUGAUCCUGCUGAUCCUGGGAUUUUUGUUGUAGCUGAUAAGACAUCACCCUGUAGAUCACACAAUGAGACGGAGUUACCCGGUGAUUCAUCUGUUAGAGAAGGGUCAAACAAGGGAGGACCCAGAAGUGGUGGAAAGUAUGAUAGGCAAGCUUCGGGUUGCUGUGGAAGAUUCUGUGGGUUCUUUUGUGGCUGCCUUGUGAUUGGCGAUUGUCGCAAAGAUGAGCAGCAGCAGCAAAACGGGGAGGAAGAGGCUUUGUUCUGCACAUUGUGUAAUGCAGAGGUUCGCAAGUUCAGCAAGCACUGCCGAAGUUGUGACAAAUGUGUUGACGGAUUUGAUCAUCACUGCCGGUGGUUGAAUAAUUGCGUGGGAAGGAAAAAUUACUUCACAUUUGUAUGCCUUAUGGGAGCAAGCCUUAUUUGGCUUGCCUUUGAAUGUGCCGUGGGCAUUGCUGUUAUAGUUAGAUGCUUUGCAUAUAAAAACGCUACAGAGUUUCAGAUCAGGGAUAGGCUUGGAGAUGGAUUCUCCCGACCACCAUUUGCUACUGUAGUGGCUCUAUGUACAGCAGUUUCGUUUCUUGCCACAGUGCCAUUAGGGGAAUUAUUCUUUUUCCACAUUAUUCUAAUACGCAAGGGUAUCACGACAUAUGACUAUGUGGUUGCUAUGAGGGCCCAAAGUGAGGCUCCUGGACCCUCCGUAGAUGCGGGAGACCUGCAAAGUUUGCCGCCUUCAUCACCAACGAGUUCUGCUGUGACGGCCAUCAGUGGAAAGAGUUCUUUGGGAAUUGGCUUGCAAUAUAAAGGUUCUUGGUGUACUCCUCCAAGAAUCUUCAUGGAUCACCAGGACGAAAUUAUUCCUCAUCUAGAGCCAGGGCGUUUACCCUCGACAGUUGAUCCAGAUACCGUGGAAGCAGAUAAAGAACGACAGCUACCACUGCGCCAACAAGUGAGAAUAAGCGCAUGGAAGCUUGCGAAAUUAGACUCCAAAGAAGCAAUCAAAGCGGGUGUCAAGGCCCGAGCUUCGUCUUCUGUUUUGCGCCCGGUUAGUUCUAGGAAUCAUCCCUACGAUGCUGAUACCUUGUCCAGCGUCGUGAGUGGUAAAAGCAGCCCAGCAAGCAGUAAUCAUGGAUACUUUGAGAGAAAUGCUAAAGCUGAGACCUCGAGAUUAUCCCCUUCCCGGAGCUCAUAUCCUCCGAGCCAAGCGAGCAGAGAAGACACUGAAACUUGCGGCCACAGCAUCAGCAACAUGAGCAGCCCUCUCCCGACGAACUUGCCUUCUAGUCGAGAUCAUUUCAACCCGAUGUAUCAAUCAUCUGCAGACCAGUCUCCACUGUCUACGAAAGUAAGUGACACGAAAGUAAGUGACACCAACGCUGCUGCCUCUUCUGGCAACGCCUUAUUACCCAAUUUACCGGCUAGGAAGAGCGGGUUGGGGGUUCCCGAGAACCCUAGGACAACGGUCGUCUGGGAUCAAGACGCAGGGCGCUUCGUAUCCACUGCAACCAAAAGUGUGGCGUCUUCCUCCCAGCAUUCUGCCGGGACAGAGCUAACAUACACAGGCCAGUCGAUAUUCUUCGGGGGUCCCUUGUCGUCGAAUGAGCCGCUGAGCAGAGGGAUGAGAGGCGGCAGCGGCACUGCAGCAUCGUCUGCCGGUUCGCACAGAAAUGCAGUGCCUAAUUACUUUCAGCAAGGAAGAUCACAAAGAGGAGGUCAGCUCCCUGUAUUUGUUCCUAGUGAUUCCCGGCAAGAUCCGUUUUCUUCCCGGUUGCAAUGACACUAGAAUCAGACAUUGAUUUUGCAGCUUUGUUUUCUCAACAAAAAAAAAAGAAGUUGUUUCCCUCUGAUAGUCUACCUUCAACAGUAAUAAAUGGUCUCUUCGUCUCAUUUUAAAUGCUCGAUUCUGUUAAUAAUUAUCUAAUUUUACAAUUCAACUUUGAUCUA